CUCUGGCUGCUAGGGCAACUCUGGCAGGCGUCACCCGUCGCUAUGGCGCUCUGCACGUUGCAGCAUGGCCCUUCCAGAUUGGCUGAGGCGCUCGGCAAGGUGGAGGAAGAUGCCUCGGCAUUGGUUCAGCCAGCGCCGGUUGGUGGCAAGAAGGAGGAUUUGAUUGAAAAACCAACGGUGCAGCGGGCUGAGGUGCUCCAGAGGUUGAGGGGACCCGGAGAGAGCUAGGGGGAGGGUGGGACCCGAAGCAGCGGGUAGCAGCAGUAUCAAAGAUGACGACGGUUUGGAGAUUGUCCUGAAGGAGGGACCGUCCCUCCCGCGUGGAAUGCGAUGUUAAUUCUGGGGCAUUGAUGGUUUACAAUGCCUGAUCCAGACAAAAAGGUGAAGACCACAGAAAAGUCAACUGAUAAAAAACAGCAAGGAGUCGCCAGCAGGGACUAUUCAGAUCUUAAAAGGCUCCGGUGCCUUUUGAACGUUCAAUCAAGCAAACAACAGCUUCCAGCCAUUAACUUUGAUAGUGCCCAAAAUAGCAUGACGAAGUCUGAGCCCGCCAUCAAGGCGGGUGGACACAGAGCUCGAGGUCAGUGGCAUGAGUCCACAGAAGCUGUUGAACUUGAAAAUUUUAGUAUAAACUACAAGAAUGAAAGGAAUUUCAGCAAACAUCCCCAGCAUGUGUUAUUUCAGGAGAUCUUUACAGCCUUGGUGAAAAAUAGACUCAUAUGCAGAGAGUGGGUUAAUCGAGCCCCAUCUAUUCAUUUUCUGAGAGUGUUAAUUUGUCUGAGGCUACUAAUGAGGGAUCCAUGUUAUCAGGAAAUACUCCAUAACCUGGGUGGGAUUGAAAACCUAGCUCAGUACAUGGAGAUGGUUGCCAACGAGUAUCUGGGCUACGGAGAAGAGCAGCACAGUGUGGACAAGCUGGUCAACAUGACGUAUAUUUUUCAAAAACUCGCAGCCGUCAAAGAUCAAAGAGAAUGGGUCACCAUAAGCGGAGCUCACAAGACAUUAGUAAAUUUACUUGGUGCCCGGGACACUAAUGUCCUACUGGGUGCCCUUCUGGCCCUGGCAAGCUUAGCAGAAAGUCCAGAAUGUAGAGAGAAGAUAAGUGAACUCAACGUUGUUGAAAACCUAUUGAUGAUUUUGCAUGAAUAUGACUUGCUUUCCAAAAGACUAACUGCAGAGUUACUUCGCCUCCUUUGUGCUGAACCCCAGGUGAAGGAGCAGGUGAAGCUCUAUGAGGGGAUACCUGUUCUCCUCAGUCUGCUCCACUCUGACCACCUGAAGCUACUCUGGAGCGUUGUCUGGAUUCUGGUCCAGGUCUGUGAAGACCCCGAGACCAGUGUGGAAAUCCGCACCUGGGGAGGCAUCAAGCAGCUUCUUCAUAUUUUACGAGGAGACAGAAAUUUUGUUUCUGAUCGUUCCUCCAUUGGGAGCCUGUCUAGUGCAAAUGCCGCGGGCCGAAUCCAGCAGCUUCAUCUGUCAGAAGAUUUGAGUCCUAGGGAAAUACAGGAAAAUACUUUCUCUCUUCAAGCAGCCUGCUGUGCUGCCCUCACUGAGUUGGCCCUCAAUGACACCAACGCCCACCAGGUGGUCCAGGAAAAUGGUGUUUAUACAAUAGCAAAAUUAAUUUUACCAAACAAGCAAAAGAAUGCAGCAAAAACUAAUCUGUUACAGUGUUAUGCUUUCAGAGCCUUGAGGUUUCUCUUCAGUAUGGAAAGAAACAGACCACUCUUUAAAAGACUUUUCCCCACCGACUUGUUUGAGAUGUUCAUUGACAUAGGACAUUAUGUUCGUGACAUCAGUGCUUACGGAGAAUUGGUAUCAAAGUUGAAUUUAUUAGUGGAGGAUGAACUGAAGCAAAUAGCUGAAAAUAUUGAGAGCAUUAAUCAAAACAAAGCUCCUUCGAAAUACAUAGGCAACUAUGCGAUUUUGGAUCAUCUUGGAAGUGGAGCCUUUGGCUGUGUGUACAAGGUUAGAAAAUGUAGUGGUCAAAAUCUUUUAGCAAUGAAAGAGGUCAAUUUACAUAACCCGGCAUUUGGGAAGGAUAAAAAAGAUCGAGACAGCAGCGUAAAGAAUAUUGUUUCUGAAUUAACAAUCAUUAAAGAGCAGCUUUAUCAUCCCAAUAUUGUACGUUAUUACAAAACAUUUCUGGAAAAUGAUAGGUUGUAUAUUGUUAUGGAACUUAUAGAAGGAGCCCCACUUGGUGAGCAUUUCAGUUCUUUGAAGGAAAAACAACACCAUUUCACUGAAGAAAGAUUAUGGAAAAUAUUUAUACAGUUAUGCUUAGCUCUACGGUACUUACACAAGGAGAAGAGGAUUGUCCAUAGAGAUCUGACGCCAAAUAACAUUAUGUUGGGGGAUAAGGACAAAGUAACAGUUACUGACUUUGGCCUGGCAAAGCAAAAACAAGAAAACAGUAAGCUCACGUCCGUCGUUGGAACCAUCCUGUAUUCUUGCCCAGAGGUGCUGAAGAGCGAGCCUUACGGGGAGAAGGCUGACGUCUGGGCGGCAGGCUGCAUCCUGUAUCAGAUGGCCACCCUGAGUCCUCCCUUCUGCAGCACCAACAUGCUCUCCUUGGCUACAAAAAUAGUGGAGGCGGUAUAUGAACCAGUGCCAGAAGGCAUCUACUCUGAGAAGGUGACAGAUACCAUCAGCAGGUGCCUGACUCCUGAUGCAGAAAUCCGUCCCGACAUUGUAGAAGUCAGUUCGAUGAUAUCAGAUGUCAUGAUGAAGUAUUUAGACAACUUAUCGACAUCCCAGCUGGCCUUGGAGAAGAAACUGGAACGGGAACGGAGGCGCACACAGAGAUAUUUUAUGGAAGCCAACAGGAACGCUGUCACAUGUCACCAUGAGCUGGCUCUGCUAUCUCACGAAACCUUUGAGAAGGCCAGUUUGAGUAGCAGCAGCAGUGGCGCAGCCAGCCUGAAAAGUGAGCUCUCUGAAAGUGCAGACCUGCCCCCUGAAGGCUUCCAGGCCCCCUGUGGGAAGGACGAGGACAGGGCCUGUGAUGAAAUCCUGUCAGAUGAUACCUUCAACCUGGAGCAUAUUGAGAAAGAUAUAUAUUCAGAGCUGGAUGAUGAGUUGGAUGUUUCGGAUAACUCCAGCGGCUCCAGUUCGAGCCCUUUGAAAGAGUCGACCUUCAGCAUUUUAAAGAGAAGUUUUAGUGCUUCUGGGGGAGAAAGACAAUCCCAAAUGAGGGACUUCAUUGGAGGAAUAGGAUCAAGACCAAGACCAGCUUUGCUGCCUCUUGACCUGCUUCUGAAAGUGCCACCCCUCAUGCUCAGGGCCCACGUUAAGGAACUAGAGGCCAAGUUAGGGACAGGGUGGCAGUCCCACAGCCUUCCUGCUGUGAUUCUUCGAAAUCUCAAAGAUCAUGGGCCACAGAUGAGCACAUGCUUGUGGCAAGCAUCUGCAGGAAUUGCUGUGUCCCAGAGGAAGGUGCGUCAGAUCAGUGAUCCCAUCCAGCAAAUACUAAUCCAGCUGCACAAAGUCAUCUAUAUCACACAGCUUCCUCCGGCUUUGCACCACAAUUUGAAAAGAAGAGUUAUAGAGAGAUUCAAGAAAUCCCUCUUCAGCCAGCAGAGUAACCCUUGUAAUUUGAAAUCUGAAAUUAAAAAGUUAUCUCAGGGAUCUCCAGAACCAAUCGAGCCAAACUUCUUUACGGCAGAUUACCAUUUAUUACAUCAUUCAUUGGGUGGAAACAGCCUGUCCUCAAAUGACCUGACAGGUCCACCCACCAGCUCUGAUUUGGAGGAAGGAAUAACAUAUGAGCAGAUGCAGAGUGUGAUUGAAGAAGUCCUAGAGGAAAGUGGCUAUUACAAUUUUACAUCUAACAGGUAUCACUCCUAUCCUUGGGGGACGAAGAAUCACCCAACCAAAAGAUGAAAAUGUUGCACUUUGAAUGAACUUACUUUUCCCAGUAAAGUUCAAGUUCUGGACAUCAGCUACUACAACAAGAUGCUGAGGACCGGAUUUUGCUAGAAGGGUGUGGAAGGGGAGAGACCAAAAUGCCAUGGGGCCAGGAGCACCUUUCUUCUGCAGGGCCUGUGUGGGAUGUAUGAUAGCUAUAGCUCUUGGGUGGGGGGCUCCAUUCCCAGUACGUAUUAUAUACAAGAUGACAGGGCUGUCAAUGUUGCUCCUGGAAGAAAAUGCUGCAAAAGUCAUCUGUGUGGGGGAACCCCCUGUCACAGACAGAACUUUCCUCUGAGUUGGAAAAAAAAAAUGACAUAUUUUUCAAAGGAACAUUUUAUACUCAGGAUGGCUGAAACUAUGUUGAAAGGCAUCUAGCCUUUCAUAUAUAAAAAAUAAUUUUAGAUAAACAAAACUAUAGGACCUAGAAUGAUAUAUUGGGUGAUUGAUUCAUGGUAUCCUCUAAUUUUUUUUAAUCUUAAAAAAGAAAUUUAAAAUAUGUGAUUUUUUUUAAUGAAAGAAUUUGUUUUCUCUUAACCACUUGGGUGCUAGUGAUCUUGAGCCAUGACACAGUGUAGACAGUAUUUAAAAACCUUGCACAGCACCUGGACAUAAUGCAAAUUGUCAGAUUUCAGUUAGAGUAAUAGAAUACGUGGAUGUAUGGUGUGUGCAUAUGUAUAUAGAUCUAGGGGAGGGAGGGAGGGAGGUUUUGAUUAGACUAAUGCUUUGCUGCUAAUCAAACUUAUAGUGUUUUUAGAGCACUUUGAGGAGUUCAUAGAAUCUAUGAAGCAGAAGCAAUAUUUCUAAGUCCAUUUUAUUAAAAUUAUCUGCAUUUUAAGUAAAUGUUUAUUGUUUGAUAAUUUGAAAUGAAAACAAGUUAUAUAAUAAACACAAAUUCCUUCUCUACUCCUUGAAACUGCCCAAAGAAAGAAAAAUCAGAAUGCCAGUGUCCCAUCUCUAUGUAGGAAGAAUUUAUGAUGAGAGUUUAAUCUUAUUGAGUUAAAACUCCUUCUCUGCAGCUGGCUUAAAAUUUUGUUGUAAUGUCAAGAAAUCCCAUAUUGCCAAAUCAAAUUGCACUUCUACCUACUUAAAGUACAAUCCAUUCUAUAUAAUUAGUAAUCUGGAAGCUGAAAUUGUACUUUUUAUUUACUUGAGUUCUGUUCUCUUUAACUGCACUGAUAUAUUUUUAGUAUGACUGAAUAGUUUGAAUAGUAUGAUUUAGUAUGAUUUUUCAAUGCAUUUACAGUUGUUGAAACCUAAUCUGACCUUUUGGAUAUGUAAAAUCGCCUAAUGGAAAUCUAUACUAUUUUUCAAUUAGUAUGUUUAACACUUAAAUUAUGUUCAAAUGCCUUUUAAUCAUGCAGCAGUGCCUUUGAAAAUUGCCAACAAAAUCUUUUUUUGUCAAGCCAAAUUAAUAACUAAAACACUAAUUUUUAAAUAGUAGAUAAAAAUACGGUACCAAAAACUUUCACUUUCAGCUUUCAAACUAAUUCCAUCCAUAUGUGAAAUACACAUGGAAAACACAAAUUUUAAUGAUUUGCCCAGGCAAAUUUGUAUAUGUUUCAACUUAAUGUGACCCUUUAUUAUCAUUCUUUUUAUUUUUUAAUAUGCGGGAAGGGGCACAUUUCAUUUUACAGGAGGCACAGGCCUAGAGGGGCAUAAAUUCUAAUUGUCACAGAAGCUGUGGGGUCAAAGUUUAAGCAAUCAGGUUCUUACUCGAAUGGCAAUAUAUGCAAACACAGUUUAGAAAAGAAUAGUAUUCAGAAAUCAGACCUUGGUGAGAGAAACACAUGAUUCAUUUAAGGUGUUUUAAAAUGCAUGCAGUUGACCUUAUUGAUUAGAAAGGGAGCAAUAUGUUUCUUUUAGGCCACAGGUAUUCCAUUUAUUAUGCUAGAAGCCUGUCAGAGUUAACACAAAUAAGCGAAUAAAUGUCUUUUUCAACAGGGUUUCAGGCUCAUCAACCAUGCUGAUAGAUGUACUGUUUUACUAAAAUAAUGAAUGUGCUCUGUUUGAAUUUUCCCUUAAGCUACCACAAUGACUGCAUUCACAUUUUCCCAGUUGCAUGACCAGGUCUCUAAGAAUAUUGGGCACUGGCAAGGGGACCAUUUGCACGUGGAGCCACAUCCUCACGUUCCAACCUUCAGCCAAGAAGCAUCUCCCCUCAUAAUAAAGCAAGAAUGGUCAUUUCCUUUGAUCCACAAAACGGUCUUCUGGUGCAAAGAAGUUGUUACUUGAGCUUACUUAAUAGGCUUCAUAAUCUUUUCUUGAUUGCAUUUAGUUUUUUUUUUUCCUCUCAUAUAAUUUUUAAUGAUUUGUUGUGCAGUGAAAUCCCUGUGAAUUCAUUAAAUCUCUCUAAUUCCCAGUGACCAAAUACUUGCAGAGGAUAGAAUUUGAAUCAGUCUCUUCAGAUAAGUUUUGAUACACAAGUGCUUCUGUUAAUUAUGUUUUGAUCCACCAGCUCUAUCUGAUUGUCUGUGCUUGAAACCUUAAUUUGCUUUUUAAAAGCAAAAUGUUCCGUUCUCAGGGAACUGCCUGCAGCAGGAUAUAUGCUUGCUGGUUUCUAACUUUGUCUUGUUCCACAUGUGUAGUCCUUAAAUGGAGAUCUCAGGAAUACUGAGUGACAUGGACACUUGGGCCCACUGCCUGUGGAUGAAUGUCAAGAAACCGGGAGAAAUGCUGCUGGUGUGGGACUGGGCAGUGUGCCCAGUGUGGGCAUUCUAAAACAGAGCCUAAUUAAGAAAUGCUGUUAUAAAAUAUACUCAAAUGAUAUAAUUAAUUAAGAGUUAAGGUCUUCCAAAUAGUACCAUCUCUAACUCAUUAAAUACUAUGAAAUUUUGAUAUUCACAAGCAACACAGGACUGGUAGAUUAUGUACAAUUCCUGCAAUGCCAUCAAUUAAUUGCCACUCAUAUUUAAGAUAUGUGAAGACAAUAAUGUUUAUUGGUCAGUCAAUUCUAUCAGUGUUAAUAUGCAUAGCACCCACAUUGCUCUUUUUGAUUUGCUAAGUUGCAAAAUUUGUUUAUUGCUUUUUCUCUCUUUCUGGAGGAUAUGUUGGGAGAAUGAUGAAGAAUCAGGCACAGUAAAUAUGCUGGGUUCCUAUAGGAAUGCCUUCAGCUUUUGUCUGAAGGCAGGAAAUUUUUUUCUAAAGGAACUUUCAUUGUUUACCUUUGUUUUUCUGUUUGUUUGUUUGUAUGGUGGUGGUACUCACGAGCAUCGGAUCAACUGGACAGGCAACACAAAGCAAACUGGGCUGAGAUAGCUUCCCAGUACCCUAGAGAUACAGCUACAAGGGGCUCCUAAGCAAGGAAAGCUUAGGACUUGUCUUCUAGGUAGAAUUCUGUCCAAACAUGAAAUGCUUCCUGUUCAACAACUAAAUGUGAUAAUAAGUGUAUUUUGUGUAUACCUUUAUGAUAUUGUUCAGAUUGUAUUAAUUAUCCUGUGAUGGAAAGUGAGAUAAUUUUGGACAGAUUAUUUUUCCAAUAUUGAAAUGUGCUGCUGAUGUAUGCUUACCCUUGAAUGCUGUUUUUCAUAUUGAUGGGAAGACACAAAUGUCUCAGGGAAACAACUUUGUGAUGAAGUCAUUCUUAUGUGUGUCAUUACAGUUAAAAUGCACAUUGUAAAAAAUGACUGUUAUGGUUGAUCACAGUCCUGCUAUGAUGUUACUUCAAGAUUUGCCGGAGGGACAGGAAGGAUUUUAUGAUUUUGAUGGGGUGACGGAUGGAUAUUGCCAACGUACAUGUCCUGUGGGUCCAUGGGCAGUGGUGGUUGUUAAAAAUGAAGAUCACACACCCUAAAGUCACAGUAGAUGAGGAUGCACUAGGUGUUUUUUUUUUCACUAUACAUAUGCAGCAUUUGACUAAUCACAUAAAAAAUUCUUAAAUAUGUAUAGUCCAUUGAUUGUAUCCUGAAAGUAGAUGAACUCCACUGUAAUGGAAUCUGAAUGUGACUCCUCUAACGAGUGAGAAGCUGCCCUUUUUCUUUAUUAUUAUAAUGUGAAGCUUUCUUUGCGUUGUAUCCAGCUACUAUGUUUAAAAUAACAAAAGCAUGCUGUAGCAAUUAUUCAACUGUUUAAAUAUUGUUAUUUGGAGAUAGCUUACCUUUGUUUCCCCUGAACAAAGACAGAAGCUUUAUCUUUAUAGAAAAUUGUGGCUAACUUGCCAUUUUGACAAACAACGAAGAAGUCUGGGUGGAGGCUUGAAACUUUUGCAGAUAUGUGAAGAACUGUUCUGCAAAGUAAAUAGAGACAGGUGUGUACCAGAAAUAACAAACUGAGAGGAAGAAAUGCUUUAAGGCCACAAUACUUUUAAAUCAGACUAUGAAGGUUACUUAUAAAAUGAUAUUCUUAACCCAUGAUUUAGUUCCUACUUUUCAAGUUCCAUUAGAGUCAGGAUUCUAAAAAAGAACAUAAGGCUUGUGAAUGGCUGUUAAGGUUUAGCAAAAACCCUCUUCUCCCUGUUCUCUGUGUUUACUCCAUACUCUAGUGAAUUGGGAGGAAAUGGAGCUGGCGUAGGGUUCCUUGUGUCAUGAGAGAACAUGUAAAGUGUUUGUUUGUAUGAGCACAGCAUUACUUUGACACUGAGGGAAGUGAAUAAACAUUAGGACUCAGAAAGAAAAUCCCAAGUUGUUAAAGAAAAAAGAUCUUCCAAGGAAAUGGGAUAAAUCCCAAAUAAAAACUGUGCUUUGAAGUGAUUCCACCAGGUCUAGCAAUGCCCAGCAAGCCAUUCACUGAGAGGAGCAAUUGGCAAGGUCAAGUUAGUUUCUGGGUAGUUCCAGAAACUUGGGUGAUUCCUGCUGCUGGGUCUCCUGGAAGCAGCUGGCCAGAUCCUAGCAAGUUGACCACUUAGAACAAUAGCAGAAGCACCCCCAAGACUCCCCAGGAACAUGUUGGUGGAAGGCUUAAGACAGGGUCCUCUGAGGCAUUCUAAAAACAUCACAUACCUCCAAGAAGCAGUUGUUACUGUUUUGUUUGUUUCAGUGCUGGGGAUUGAAGCCAGGGCAUGGAGCAUGCUAAGUACAUGGUCUUCCACUAACCUAAUCCUCCAGCUCCCCCACCUGCCAAGUGCAGUCUUAUCUGCCUUUAAGUAAAUGUGGGUCUUCCCUGGGGGCUGUUUUCUUCUCAGUCUUGCAACCAUAGCCUCAGGCUUAUUUUGUCUGACAAUGGAAAUUUUAUAAGAAAUAUAUGUGAAAUUUAAAUGGACAAAUGCAGGCAGAUUUGAAUAUGCUUGCAUUAAGCUAGAUUAAAAAAGAAACACUGCAAGGUACACCAGUUGAUAAUUAGUACACCCUUUGAUAAUUAGGCCAUGGAAAAUUUUCAUCAUUUUACUCUUCCAAACUGGGAAACAAAAAACACGUAAAAGAAAAAUCUUUUGAGGGCAUUUUGCUUACUGACAUUUAGUGGAUCAAGACUGAAUUAUACUGCUUCCUGUAUUUUGUUGUUCCCAGUGGGCUGUUGGUGAGGAUCAAAAAGAAUGGAGCCAUCCUCUGAGAGGAAGCAAAGCCCCUAAUCUCUUGUUGCCCAGAGCAGCAUCUGUUUUCUGGAUGGCCCUGGGUCCAAGACAAAAAGACUUGUCCCUGCAGAAUGCAAAGACACUCUCAAUGUGCCUUCCUCCACUUUAGUCUCUAAGAUGGUAUUUUUGUUGUUAUUGUUGUUGUUGCACCAGCACCUCCUAGCCAGAUCCCUCCUGUCCUGCAAACCCUCAACCCCACUCCCAUCUAAGGAACAGACUAUUAAUUAUGUUUCCUACAGGUCACCUGUGUGUUUUCAGAUGGUGUGUUUGUAAUUCUAUAAUGGUGUGCAUGGGCAUGGAAGGCAGGGGGUGAUAUACUUCUCUGCACAGGAUUCCUGAUCGUAUCAAACCUCCCGACUCUCCUACUUGAACAGUUGAUUUUAACUUGACCAGAGUUGGAGACCCUGAAGAGAAAAGAAAGGAAAUGCCUCUAUAUAAGGAUGCAAAAGAUGCAAGCAACUGUUAUUUUUGCUAUUCCUUAAAUAUGCUCUGUAAAUGCUAAAGAAAAUUAAAAAUGUAUUUUCAAGUUA
Molecule: messenger RNA, 9942 nt
Organism: Marmota monax (woodchuck)
Lineage: Eukaryota; Metazoa; Chordata; Mammalia; Rodentia; Sciuridae
Gene: Nek10
Product: NIMA related kinase 10
Exons: 38
Coding region: 361-3882 (1173 amino acids)
Biological process (GO): protein phosphorylation
Molecular function (GO): protein serine/threonine kinase activity; ATP binding
Source: RefSeq, a predicted model, not a curated record